AUGGAUGAAGAGCAACACUAUAAGCUCCUGCGACGCAAAAAAGAAUGCCAGGAUGAAAAGUGCGAGUGUGAUAAAGAUAUAGCAGAUGAGGAGCCUCCCUCCCAGCGGCGUCUUUCUAGAUAUGGCUGGCAAUUAUCAACAUUCAUCCUCCUGGUAAUCGCGACUAUACAGUUCUUUCUCCUCCUCCCAUCUUCCUAUACGCUGUUUCGCUUCAGAGGGUCUUACGAGACCGGUUUCGCGACCGACUUCGACGACGCAAAACUUCACAUCUCUCUCGAGCGACGUCGAUUUUCAUCGGGUCUCCGUGUAUUAGAGAAUGGAACCAUAUACCGCGCCGAGGGAAAGCCUGGCGAGACGGCAUAUGUCGGUCGCGACCUAGAGGCUGUCGACAAAGCCUGGGACGAACUCUUUGGGCGUCGAUAUUUUGUCUUGCAUGAUGAAGAAAUAGAUCGGCUUAAUCAAGACCAACCAUCCCUACCAGCCCUCGAGCCCCUAGUUGGCAUUCAAAGUCACACCAGACAUUCCGGCGUGUUUGGGGGGGUAGAAGUCCUGCACUCACUCCAUUGCCUGGACGCGCUCAGGAGAUAUAUCAACGGUCAAGCUCACCACGGCGGACAUAAGCUUUAA
Aspergillus affinis is the source of this 627-nucleotide messenger RNA. RefSeq lists its product as uncharacterized. Bases 1 to 627 code for a protein of 208 amino acids. The transcript has a single exon. Gene Ontology annotation, biological process: mycotoxin biosynthetic process. NCBI's taxonomy places the organism in Eukaryota, Fungi, Ascomycota, Eurotiomycetes, Eurotiales, Aspergillaceae. The record is from RefSeq and is a predicted model, not a curated record.